AUGUCCAAACCAGCCUUCACCGGAGGCUGCCAAUGCGGCCAGGUCACCUACUCCAGCACACACCUCCCAUCACACUUCACAACCUGCCACUGCUCAACCUGCCGCAAAGUCUCCGGCGCACCAUUCCUCACGUUCGGAGAAGUGCCCGUCAACUCUCUAACAUUCACACCCGCCCUCUCGUCUCUCAAGAAAACCGCAUAUUCAGACUUCGCGGACAGGACUCAUUGUCCAGAAUGCGGCUCUCCAAUUUCCAUGCAGUACAAGUGGGAGCCUGAGCUGAUACAUCUCACUGCUGGCACGAUCAAUGAGCAGAGUGUGAAGGGGAAUAUGCCAAAGAUAGAACAGCAUAUAUUUGUGCAACAGAAGGCAGGGUGGCAUGAUUUGCUGGAUGAUGGGGUCCCGAAGCAAGAGACGUUUGGAUCUGGCUUCCAGAAGAAAUUGGCGGCGUGGAAAAGGGAAUUGGCUAAGUUGUAG
This is a messenger RNA of Lachnellula hyalina, 474 nucleotides long. RefSeq lists its product as uncharacterized. The transcript has a single exon. Bases 1 to 474 code for a protein of 157 amino acids. Gene Ontology annotation, molecular function: carbon-sulfur lyase activity. The record is from RefSeq and is a predicted model, not a curated record. Lineage: Eukaryota; Fungi; Ascomycota; Leotiomycetes; Helotiales; Lachnaceae.